UUUUUACUUCAUGGGUCACAUGAUUAAACACGUGACACAAACGCACUCGUACGACACAAUCCGCCAUGUUUUAUGUUUUGUUGCCAAAUUACAGGUGUCGUGAGAAGGUAUAAAUCAACAAAUUUGGAAGUUUGAUGACAUCACAGGCUGUUAAAUUCAAGGAUCGCUUACAAAAGAUUAAUUGGCGUGAUUAAGACAAAUUUAAAAGGAACAAAAGGAGCAUUGAAGAAGUGGUUACAAAUAAAACUGAUCUAAUGACAGAAUCGCUCAUUCGAAUGAAGGAUAUCUGUACACGGAGCUAAAUGAUUUGAAUCACUUGGCAGGGCAAAAAGGUGGCGUGAAGAUAUUAAAUUAUAUUUAUAGUGUAAAGUAAAACAUGGAAAAUGUUUCUUCAUGUGGAUUUUGUUGUGAUUGGAAUGAAAUAAUGAAUUAAAUUACAGUGGUUGUAGGAAAAGGAUUAAAAAGUGGAACUGUUUGGAAUUGAAAAUUUAACAGAAUGUCAGCCUCGAUGGAGAUCAGUAGUGCACCAGGGGUCAGCGGUGGAAUGGCAUCGCCAGUGGAAGGCGAUGACGUUUUUGGGGAUGAUUCAAGAGACAAGAAGAAAAAGUUUAAGCCAUUUCAAAAAAUGCGGAAUUUUUUCCGAGGGAGUAGUAAGAAAAGGUUCAAACCAGAGGAAGCUGGCGGCCAGAAAUCACACUCCAUAGGAGCACUACAUCAGCGGGGAGGAAGUGGUGAUGACGAUGAUGACGGAGGAUUCAGACCCAAGUCUCUUGGUCUGGCUGGCAGCAGAAGUAUAUCAGAGGACAGCAUAUUUAAGCCCGACCCCAAAGAACAGACGCCGGGGGUUCUGGAGAAUAAAACGGUCUCUAUGGAAAAUAUUGACACAAACCCAUUUCAGAGUGAAUUAUUCGCCAAGCUGCGCUCUCGACAGUCAGACUCGGAUGUUGACGAGGGGUUGCCGUACAGCCCCUUGACUACGCUUACUCCACAUGGCCUUAUGUUUGACACGGGCCGGAAG
Messenger RNA from Ruditapes philippinarum (Manila clam), 1018 nucleotides. RefSeq lists its product as uncharacterized. The record is from RefSeq and is a predicted model, not a curated record. NCBI's taxonomy places the organism in Eukaryota, Metazoa, Mollusca, Bivalvia, Venerida, Veneridae.